Exophiala aquamarina CBS 119918 is the source of this 1629-nucleotide messenger RNA. RefSeq lists its product as uncharacterized. Gene Ontology annotation, molecular function: macrolide binding; peptidyl-prolyl cis-trans isomerase activity. The transcript is spliced from 3 exons. Gene Ontology annotation, cellular component: nucleolus; chromatin. The record is from RefSeq and is a predicted model, not a curated record. NCBI's taxonomy places the organism in Eukaryota, Fungi, Ascomycota, Eurotiomycetes, Chaetothyriales, Herpotrichiellaceae. The coding region runs from base 1 to 1629 and encodes 542 amino acids.
AUGUCGGGCAUUCAACCUGUGGCGUUCUACGCCAUGAAGGUCCCUCCUGGUGACAUUAUGGUCCCAGCUGUGCCAGAAUUCGCUGCAAUGUUCCGCCUGACAAUGGCUGCCAUUGACCCCAGUGCUGAGCCUGAGCUUGAGAACGGCGACGACAAGCAACCUCCGCGAUCAACCCUCAAAGUUGUCCGUAUUCCUGAUCAUCUCUUCGAUUCUGACGACGAUGACUCUGAUGACGACGACUACGCGGAUGGACUUGAAGACGACGAUGAAGACUCAGAGGACGACGAGGAAGUCAACGGCGGCCCCAGCGAGAAAAAGUCCAAGAAGCAGGCGCUUCUCGAAGCCCUUGCCAAGGACGAAGAGGAAGAUGAAGAUAUGGCUGAUGACGAUGAGGACGAUGACGAUGAUGAUGAAGCUGACGCAAAGGCGAUUGCGAUGCUGGAGAAGUUGAUCAAGAACUCAAAAGGGAAAGGCAAAGCCAUCGAAGGCGAAGACCUAUCUGAUGAUGACGAAGACUCCGACGAUGAAUCAAUUGAGAUGGAUGAGGUUGUUGUCUGCACUCUUGAUCCCACACAGCAUUACCAGCAACCCCUCGACUUCGUCGUCGGUGAAGGUGAGAAAGUGUUCUUCAAGGUUUCUGGCACCCACACCGUCCAUCUCACUGGGAACUACGUCAUCCCUCAAGAAGAUGGCAACAGCUCGCUCUACGACGAAGAUGAUUACCUCAAUGAAGACGAGGAAGACGAGGAGUACGAUUUAUCUCCCUAUGAUGAAGAGGAGGAGGAAGAUGAGCUCGAUGAUGGACUUGAUGAAGAAUCUGACGAGCUCGACGACCUUGCUGACCCACGCAUUACCGAAGUCGGCAGUGAUGAAGAAGCGAUCCCCAAACUCGUCAAGGCUGCUAAAGGCAAGGGCAAGAACAAGCGCCCCGCUGAAGAAAGUGCCGAUGAAGACGGAGAAGAGGACAACCUAGACGCCAUCAUGGCCAAAUCACUGAAGAAACCAGAAACCACCGAGGCUGCUACCAACGGUGACACCAAGAAACUGUCAAAGGCCGAGAAGAAGCGCCAGAAAAAACUCAAGAAGAACGAUGGUGAAGCCGCCCCCGCCGGAUCCGAGCCCACAGCUACCGAGACCAAGAAAGACGCGCCCUCAUCGAACGGCUCCGAGAAGAAAGUCCAAUUCGCCAAGAACCUAGAACAAGGGCCCACUCCCUCAGCAACGCCUGCAUCCUCAACCGCGAAAUCGGACAAAUCCAGCUCCUCCACGACCACGACCACGACCAGCACAUCGGUCGGCGUGAAAGAAGUGCAAGGCGUGACGGUUGACGACCGCAAAGUCGGCAGCGGACCAGCGGCCAAGAAAGGCUCGCGGGUCGAGAUGCGUUACAUCGGCAAGCUUGACAGCGGCAAGGUGUUCGACAGCAACAAGUCAGGCAAGCCCUUCGGCUUCAAGCUCGGGGCCGGCGAGGUCAUCAAGGGCUGGGACAUCGGUGUCGCUGGAAUCCAGGUUGGCGGCGAGAGACGACUCGUCAUCCCCGCCCACCUCGCCUAUGGCAGCAAGGCUCUUCCCGGCAUCCCUAAGAACAGCAAACUGACCUUCGACAUCAAGUGUCUGGGUAUCAAAUAA